AUGUACCCAUCCUUUUUCUUCUUCACCUUAUUUUCUCAACCUUUUCCAUCUCCUCUCCUUCUUUCUAUCCUUCUUUUCCUCUACCCUUGGGAAACACAUGAUUACAUUUCUUCUGUCCCUCACCCUACUCUUUGUUUUUCUGCUCCUCCUGUCUCUCCUCUUCUGUUUUUUGUCUUUUCUCUCAAGGUCUUUCUCCCACCUUCUUUCUCGGUUGCUCCAUUUUGCUUUACCUUUACAUCUCUUUCUGUGAUAUUUUUUUCUUUACAUCGUGUUUCAUUAUCUUCUAUUUUUCUUCUCCUAUUCCUAUUCCUUACAAGCUUUUUAUCAUUCUUUCUUUCAGUUUUUCUUCUCAUCCAUCCCACAUAUGUCCUUUCCCUUUCACUUAUAGCUCUUUCUUUCUGUUUUCCUUCUUUCAAUUUUUUUUCAUUUCUUUCUCGUUUCAAAACCCUUUCUAUAGUUUGUUUCAUUCAUUUUUUCUUUCUUUCUUCUUUCUUUUUUCUUUUAUUCUCCUUCUCUGAGUUUAUUGGUUAUUCUUCCUUUCUUGUUUUUUUUUUCUUUUACAUAAUAUCCCCUCAUUAUUUUGUCUUUGCAUUUCGUACACUUCUUUCUUUUUUUCUCCAUAUUUAUUUCUUCAUCCAUCUUGCUUUACUCCGCCAUUUUACAAUUUGUAUCCAUCUUUCGUCAUUCUCCCCCUUUUUUCUUUUCUUCCUUCUCCAUUCCCUCGUCUGCCAAAUUUCUUCAUCUUUCCAUCUUUCUUUUUCAUCCAACUUUCUUUUUAACACCAACUUUCUUUCUUCUUUCAUCGACUUCCAGUUCAUUUCUUCUUUGCUUGCUCUUUUCUUCUUUCUCUUUUCAUCCACGUUCCUUUCUUUCUUACUCUCUUUCUUUCUUUCUUUCUUUCUUUCUUUCUUUCUUUCUUUCUUUCUUUCUAUCCGUAUUCUUCCGUAUUUCCUUCUUUCUAUUUUUAUCCAUAUCCCAUUAUUUCUUUCUUUGUUACUUUGUAUAUUUAUUCUGUCGUUAUUGAUUGAAUCCUUUGACUUCGCUUUCUUUUCUUCUUAG
This is a messenger RNA of Acanthosepion pharaonis, 1059 nucleotides long. NCBI's taxonomy places the organism in Eukaryota, Metazoa, Mollusca, Cephalopoda, Sepiida, Sepiidae. The record is from the annotation of a GenBank genome assembly.